Molecule: messenger RNA, 1399 nt
Organism: Salvia miltiorrhiza (redroot sage)
Lineage: Eukaryota; Viridiplantae; Streptophyta; Magnoliopsida; Lamiales; Lamiaceae
Exons: 6
Coding region: 137-1009 (290 amino acids)
Cellular component (GO): 90S preribosome; nucleus
Source: RefSeq, a predicted model, not a curated record
UUUUUUUUUUUUUUUAUGAGCACCACUUUCCCAAGUCCCAACAAACGUUGUUUUAGGCUGAAUUGAAAGACCAAGACCUACCGUUGGCAAAACAGUAACAUAACAGCAGGCCCAUAACCUCAACAGCUAAACAACAAUGGGCACUGGUACCACCGGCUCCGUCGCCGCCGCAAAAAAGCGCCAAAAGCAGCGGCCGCAGUUGCGGCCUAAGAAAUCUAUUGCCAAAACCAAAACUAAGGACAAGAAGAAAAAGUCGAGUAAAGAUAACACUAAAAGAAAUCUAAAGAAGAAGGGUUCUGAAUCUGAAACCGCCGUGGUAAAGGUUGAAAGAAUUCUCGUUGAACGGCCAAGCAUCUCUCAGCAGUUGAGUUUUCUAAUCGACCAGUAUCAAUCCGCCAACGGCGUUCAGCUUUCCUCCCUUGAACUCGAUUCCCUCAAAGAAACAUGCAUUGUUGAGCAAGGCCAGGACACAGCUCAAAAUAAUACUGGCAACUUGGUUGAGGAUUUGAAAGUUGCUUUUGGAUCAUCAUGGAAAAAAGUGCUCUGUGAAAAACAUCUUCAAGAAGGGCAAGUUGAUCCCGGGAGUCCUGCACUUCUUGUUAUAAGUUUGUCUGCACUGAGAUCACUGGAACUUCUCAGGGAAUUACGAUCUUUGACAGGAGACUGCCAUGCUGCAAAGCUGUUCUCUAAGCAUAUGAAGAUUGAGGAACAGGUAUCUACACUAAAGAAUCGUGUCAAUAUUGCAAGUGGAACACCAAGCAGGAUUAAGAAAUUAAUUGAUAUGGAAGCACUGGGGCUGUCUCGUUUAUCCGUAAUUGUGCUUGACAUGAACACAGAUGUCAAGGGCUAUUCCUUAUUCACUCUUCCGCAAGUCAGAGACGAGUUUUGGGACCUGUACAGAAGCUACUUCCAUCAACCACUGGUAGAAGGGAGGCUCCGGUUAUGUUUGUAUGGUCCAAUACUCCUGAAUUCGGGGGCAAAGAAGAGAAAGCAGCCUAAGGGUGCCUAAUCAUCGACAUGUCCCAGCAUGGCAAGUCAACAAGCUUGGUGCUUGUGAUUAUGACCCUUCAAGUUCAUCGCGAAUUAAGUUGCGAAAGCCGAAAGGCCACUUUUAUAAGAUUGGAGUGGUGAACAAAUGUGAUGCGCUGGAUGCAGAAGUGGUUGGGACCAAAGCAUGCUGUAUAAUUUGAGGUACUUGAAAAAGAUUAAAAUUUUGUUGCACAUGUGAAACCGCAAUAGUGCUGAUUUUUGUUUGUGCUAUUAUUAUUAUCUUGUACUGGUAAGUAAUUACUAAUUAGGGUUUUCAGAAUUUCUUUCACCUACAAUAGUUCAUAUAUUCGCAUUUCUUGGAAAAUUUAUGAUCAAGAUUUCGUUAUAUGCGAUCUACUAAUUCUGCUUA